Messenger RNA from Aspergillus steynii IBT 23096, 1782 nucleotides. Its product is annotated as SET domain-containing protein. Gene Ontology annotation, cellular component: nucleus. The record is from RefSeq and is a predicted model, not a curated record. Bases 70 to 1569 code for a protein of 499 amino acids. The transcript is spliced from 4 exons. NCBI's taxonomy places the organism in Eukaryota, Fungi, Ascomycota, Eurotiomycetes, Eurotiales, Aspergillaceae. Gene Ontology annotation, biological process: peptidyl-lysine monomethylation. Gene Ontology annotation, molecular function: protein-lysine N-methyltransferase activity.
CUUCACCGUAAAGCCCAGACAUACCCAACAUUAACCUAGUUAUUCAUUAUCAAGGAUACCAAGGUCGCCAUGAAACGCGAAUAUCUCCCCCUCGAGACCCUUCCUUCCUGGUCGCGCCUGAACGGCAUCACGACCAAUGGCGUGGCAUUCCGAAAGCUCGCGCAGACAGACAGCGACGACGCCGACAAGGGAACUGCCAUCGUAGCGACGGAGGAGAGGUCUAGUGCAGAUGAAGAAGGGGGUGAGGAUGCUGGAGAGGUUCUGCUGAGCGUGCCGGCGGAUAUGGUUCUUUCGCUGCAGAUGGUUGAGAUUCAUGCAAAGUCGGAUCGGUAUCUGAGAGAGGUGUUAGAUGCAGUGGGGGAUUUUGGUAAGACAGCGCGCGGUGCAAUCCUGAUCUUCCUGAUCAUGCAAAUCACGCAUACAAGUCCCGACACUACAAACGAGCCGCAUAAGAUCGGAGUGUCGAAUCCCUGGACCGAAUACGUAAGGUACAUGCCGUCUUCGAUCACGUUGCCUACAUUCUACACGGAGGAAGAACUGGAGCUUCUCCGGGGCACUUCUCUCCGGUUGGCAGUCGAUGCGAAGGUCAUCUCCCUUGAGAAGGAAUUUGAGCAUCUGCGCAAGUCCACGGAGGGGAUUCCCUGGUGUGAGAAGUUGUGGUGGGAUGAGGAGACCGGUAGAUUUACGUUUGACGAUUGGAGAUAUGUCGACGCCGUGUACCGGUCGCGCAUGGUCGACUUGCCGAGCAGCGGUCAUGCGAUGGUUCCCUGCAUUGAUAUGGCAAAUCAUGCGUCUGAUGAUGCGGUGAAGGCCUUGUAUGACGAGGACACCGAAGGGAAUGCCGUCCUGCGAUUGCGUUGGGGCAAGAAGUUAAGUGCUGGGGAUGAGGUUACAAUAUCGUAUGGCAAUGAGAAACCUGCAUCGGAGAUGGUUUUCUCGUACGGGUUUCUUGAUCGUGCCCAAACGGCGGCCAAUCAGGUCGUUGUCGACCUGGAUAUCCCAGAUGACGAUCCAUUGAAGAUGGCAAAGUUGGCCUUUUGCAAAGAUGCGCCAGGUGUUCGGCUACUGUCGCCUCCUGCAAGUUCCGAUAGCCAGAGCAUCAGCUGGGACAGUCCAUUUGUUUGGUGGGCUUGCGUCAACGAGGAAGAUGGGCUCGAUUUCAAUGUGCUACAGACCAAUGACGGCGGACGAGAGCUUAGAGCUAGUUGGAAAGGCGAGGAAGUGGACCUCCCCGGAGGUCUCAGAAACUGCUUAGCUACGGAUCCCCUAUGGGAAGUAUUCCAGCUUCGAGCCGUCGUGACCAUCCUGGACCGGCUGGAAACCCAGUUUUUUACGCUUCAGCAGACCCAAGGGAUGAUUGCGGAGAUCGCCCAGGAUGAGACUAUGCGGGAAAUCUUCAGACCUGACGUGUUUGGUACGGUUAUGAGACUGCGAGAGUUAGAAGCGACAAUGUUGGAGAAGGCGAUCGAGAGCCUCUCGAAACAGCGAGACGAUUUGAUGACCACACCGACGGUCAGCGCUUAUCUCAGCAGCCAGCAGUCGGGCGAGAUCGACGAAGAUUUCUCGUGAUCCAGCGAUGCAGUGCAUUAUGAUUCAUUGAAAGGCAAUGGCACUCCGCAUUCAGGGCGGACAUCGAUAGAUGACAUAUUAGGAUAAUCAUGGCGACCCGAUCUUCAACGUCGAUCAAAGUUUUGGACCAUCCAUGCGUGGGGACAUCAGAUCCAUCGAAUCACGAGGAGGGAACCGGCGAGAUCGACUUCUCCGGUUGGGGUACAACGUGGA